Mastomys coucha (southern multimammate mouse) is the source of this 3704-nucleotide messenger RNA. It is a transcript of the gene Wfikkn2, whose product is annotated as WAP, follistatin/kazal, immunoglobulin, kunitz and netrin domain containing 2. Bases 390 to 2105 code for a protein of 571 amino acids. The transcript has 3 exons. The record is from RefSeq and is a predicted model, not a curated record. Gene Ontology annotation, biological process: negative regulation of transforming growth factor beta receptor signaling pathway. Gene Ontology annotation, cellular component: extracellular region. Lineage: Eukaryota; Metazoa; Chordata; Mammalia; Rodentia; Muridae. Gene Ontology annotation, molecular function: receptor antagonist activity; serine-type endopeptidase inhibitor activity; transforming growth factor beta binding.
CAUAGCGUGCCUAGCACCCAAGGGCUCACCAAGCAAGGGCUGCCGUGGUCACCAGCGAGGGCAGCUUGGUGCUGGUGUAGUGGAGUCCUGGGACACUGUAGCUGCACCAGUUUCUUGGACUCCUCCACAAGUGUGUAGAGACAGGAACGAGGAAUGUGAUCCGUCCCAGCAGCCCGGGGGAGCCAGACCAUAUCUGGUAUCUGCCUCACAGCCCAGCAGGCUGCACUUGGUGGAGCCAGUCACAGCAGCCGAAGCCAGCAGGCAGCCUCAGCGAGACUUGCUGGGGUUGAGGAGGGCAGGUGUUUGCCAGCCCUGGAGAAGAAGGUCCCGGUGGGCCUCAGACCUUGGUGUCAUCCCAGGGAAACCCUCUGGCCACUGCAGAGGGCACCAUGUGGGCCCCAGGGUAUCAUCGGUUCUGGUUCCACUGGGGGCUGCUGUUGCUGCUGCUCCUCGGAGCUCCCCUUCGAGGCCUAGCGCUGCCAUCCAUUCGAUACUCCCAUGCGGGCAUCUGCCCCAACGACAUGAACCCUAACCUCUGGGUGGAUGCCCAGAGCACCUGCAAGCGGGAGUGUGAAACAGACCAGGAAUGUGAGACAUAUGAGAAAUGCUGUCCCAAUGUAUGUGGGACCAAGAGCUGCGUGGCAGCCCGCUACAUGGAUGUGAAAGGGAAGAAGGGCCCUGUGGGCAUGCCCAAGGAGGCCACGUGUGACCAUUUCAUGUGUCUGCAGCAGGGCUCUGAGUGUGACAUCUGGGACGGCCAGCCUGUGUGUAAGUGUAAAGACCGCUGUGAGAAGGAGCCCAGCUUCACCUGUGCCUCUGAUGGCCUUACCUACUACAACCGUUGCUACAUGGACGCCGAGGCCUGCUCCAAGGGCAUCACACUGUCUGUGGUCACCUGUCGCUAUCACUUCACCUGGCCCAACACCAGCCCUCCGCCGCCUGAGACCACAGUACAUCCCACCACAGCCUCUCCGGAGACUCUCGGGCUGGACAUGGCAGCCCCGGCCUUGCUCAACCACCCUGUCCAUCAGUCAGUCACCGUGGGUGAGACCGUGAGUUUCCUCUGUGACGUGGUUGGCCGGCCUCGGCCAGAGCUCACUUGGGAGAAACAGCUGGAAGAUCGAGAGAAUGUGGUCAUGAGGCCCAACCACGUGCGUGGUAAUGUGGUGGUCACCAACAUUGCUCAGCUGGUCAUCUACAAUGCCCAGCCCCAGGAUGCUGGUAUAUAUACCUGUACAGCUCGGAACGUUGCUGGAGUCCUGAGGGCUGACUUCCCGUUGUCUGUGGUCAGGGGAGGUCAGGCCAGGGCCACCUCAGAGAGCAGUCUCAACGGCACAGCCUUCCCAGCAACAGAGUGUCUAAAGCCCCCAGACAGCGAGGACUGUGGAGAGGAGCAGACGCGCUGGCACUUCGACGCCCAGGCUAACAACUGCCUCACUUUCACCUUUGGCCACUGCCACCGCAAUCUCAACCACUUUGAGACCUAUGAGGCCUGCAUGCUGGCUUGUAUGAGUGGGCCGUUGGCCAUAUGCAGCCUGCCCGCCCUGCAGGGGCCCUGCAAAGCCUAUGUGCCACGCUGGGCCUACAACAGUCAGACAGGCCUAUGUCAGUCUUUUGUCUAUGGUGGCUGUGAGGGCAACGGUAACAACUUCGAAAGCCGGGAGGCCUGUGAGGAGUCGUGUCCCUUCCCAAGGGGCAACCAGCAGUGCCGGUCCUGCAAGCCCCGACAAAAACUUGUUACCAGCUUCUGUCGGAGUGACUUUGUCAUCCUGGGCAGGGUCUCUGAGCUGACUGAAGACCAUGACUCAGGCCGCGCCCUGGUGACAGUGGAUGAGGUCCUAAAAGACGAGAAGAUGGGUCUCAAGUUUCUGGGCCGGGAGCCGCUGGAAGUCACUCUGCUUCAUGUAGACUGGACCUGUCCUUGCCCCAAUGUGACAGUGGGCGAGACACCGCUCAUCAUCAUGGGGGAGGUGGAAGGUGGUAUGGCCAUGCUGAGACCCGACAGCUUUGUGGGUGCAUCGAGCACACGACGGGUCAGGAAACUCCGUGAGGUCAUGUACAAGAAAACCUGUGAUGUCCUCAAGGACUUCCUGGGCUUGCAAUGAAGCCAGUCUGGUUCCCCUGACCCUCCUCUGCCCACCCACCUACACCCUGCCCUCAGUCAGCCAUCCAGGUGAGAUCAAGCUAGACAGCCUUGGCUAGGGAAGAAACAUCAGCUAACAUGUGGGAAGAAAGCCUCCUAUAGGGUUCUCUCUGCCUCUCCAAGUUCUCACUUUAAAAACAAAACAAAACAAAACAAAACAAAAAAAAAACCAAAAAACCAGUAGUGAGCACAUAGCCCCCCCCCUUCGAAGUCUGUGGCCCAUCGCUUCCCAUACCACCAGCCCUGUGACCUUAGGCAAGUUGCUUAGCCUCUCUGUGCCUUAGAUUAUUGUGUACAAAGUGGGAAUCGUGGUUGUACCCUCUUAGGGCUCAGAGGAGAGCUAAAGGAAGUCCGGGAGGCUGACAGGUUCUUUGGGUUCAAUAAAACGUCCAUAUCUUCACCCCCAUCCCCACACAAGGUUUCUCUGUGUAGCCCUGGCCAUCCUGGAAUUUACUUUGUAGACCAGGUUGGCCAUGCACUAAGAGAUUCACCUGCCUCUGCUUCCCGAGUACUGGGAUUCAAAGUGUGCACCACCACGUCUGGCUAAAAGGUCUGUAUCUUUUUUAGUUGAGAAAGGGGUUGGCAGAGGGAAGAAAGGACACAGGUAAGUUGCUUCCAGUGGGUGGUUCCCUCAGGCAGUCUCAUCCCUCUUUGCUGACCCAUGCCCCUCUGCCAGUCUCCUAGCCUAGGGUCAGGAGGAGAUGCCCUCUGUAUGGCUGAAUGGUUUAGCUUGUGUAGGAGGUGUGUGGGAAGAGAGAGAUAAGAAAGUCCAAGGGUCACGUUAAGAUGACGGCCCGGCUGCCCGCUGCCCCACUACAUGGCUGUAACCAGAGACCAUCCACACCAAGAGUUGUGAACAGCGGGAAGCCAGAGCACCCAAUUUAUCCUAAUGGAGGUUGCAGGGACGGCUGCCUCUGGUUGGGUCGGUUUGUGUCACCACAUCAGGCGAAUUUUCUUUCCUGAGCUGCAUUGGUUUGUUGGUUUGCUUCUGUUCAUUUCAGCUCAGUGGACACGUUCCAGGUGCCAGGUGCAAGGCAGUCCUGAUUCUCUGCUCCCCCGGGGGAGCCAAUGGGUGAUGGACAGCAGUUAGGCAUCUUCGUUUGAUGAGCCAGGUGCUUUCAUGUGCCGUGGACUUCCUUGGGGAGAAGCCCAAAGAUCUGUUUUGGUAGCAAGAGAAAUAAAGAAGACAAAGGCAGGAGGAACAGGGGACGGCCUAGGCAUCAGAGCGGAGGUGGGCCCAGGGAGAAUGAAUAUUGCUCGAUGCUGCCAUCUGGUGGUGCAUAUAGGCACCUGCAGGAUCAGGAGGAAAGAUCUAUCUGGGUGGGGCCUAGGAUGGGCCUCUUGGCGAUGGCAAGCUCUGAGGUCACUUGUUUCUUCUGGUCUCAACCACACAGGCAUUGUGUAGAGGAUUUGGAACCCCUUGUCAUCUCUGCAUCUGCCCUGCCCCCUCAGCCCUUUAUUCUGUCCAUAUCCCUCCAAAGGAAGCACUGUGGGAUGCCCUAACGUCUUCCCAAAAUAUACGGAGAACAAUCCUAAAUAAAAUUUCAUAGUGUCAACUGCU